UUUUGAAAUACAUAAAAAUAUUGUGGACGCAUCUACAAUUCUACACAUUCAUUUACAGCGUACUGAGAUCUGAGAAAUCCAUUUGCCAGCCCCGUUACCGGCAGACGGAAGAGUCGCAGUAAGAUGUUCACCCGGCGAAUGAACUCGUCCUUCUCGCCCGCGAUUCUUUUAUUUUUUAAUUUUCUCUUCGUAUUUUCUGCUCCCUCUCUUGAGGAAAGCUCGGGUGGAGAAGAAAUUGCCCGUCGAGUUAUGCUGAGCUUCAAGGAGACGCCUAAUGGAGUUAACGUCAGCUUUGAAUGCUUUCCUUCUGGUCCCUGCGUUCCUUGUGCCUACUCCGAAAAGAGUGAUACAAAAUACCGCUGCAGUGAAACUGGGUAUCGAAUUCCGUUCAAAUGUGAAGAAACUAGAGACCGUCUGGAGGAAGGAAAGAGUAAGAAAAUUCACAAUCGGUCUGAUUUAGAGAAUGCAAAUGCUCAUACUUAUCCAAUAAGGCAAAGAAGUUUGUUAGGGGAUUCAUCCACUUCUGAGAGUGGGUUGCAGGCUUACAUAACUUACAGAAGCUGUAUAACUACAGUUAGUGAAGAGAGGUUGUCAGUAAUUGGUUUUGAGGAAAUAAUGUUGGUUUUGCUGAUAAUAAGUGGUUCAACUAUUUACUACAAAAAAAGGCGAAUGAAUGCACUUCCUGGUGGCAUGCCUGUAAGGAUUCCUAGUAGUUCUCGAAUUUGAAUCAAAUGAUGGCACUGACUGAAGGUUAGGAAUGUUAUGACUUAGUCUUGUUGUAAUUUUGAUAUUACUGGACCACACAAAUUGAAGCCUAUUUCGAAUGCAUUAAUCUUUUUCCUACCUGCAUACACAUAGAGGCAGGAAAUGUAUAGGUGAAGUAAAAGUAGUCUGUUUUAUUGUACAUCUGAAUUGCAUUUGAAAAUAUACUUGAUUUUUUUUUUCCUGAAUAUGUUAAAGUACACUAGACUAUAGAACCGGAACUGAAGUUUAAGAAACCAAUCCUAAUUAUAUGUGUAUCUGAAUUGAAGGAGUUUAAUAAUUAAAAUGUUAAUAGUGUUGUGCAACCAGGUGUUUUUAGGAUUUUUAAUAAUUUUACAUAAGUUUCAUAACAAUCUUAUAAAUCCGUUCAGUACUAUAUGUCUCUAUUAUGAAUUUAAAAGUGCUACUCAAACUUUUGUUUCCCAAUGGUGCAGUGCUGGACUACAUUAAAGUUAGAAAAUUUGUUAACACAUUUUAAAUCUGUUUCUUCCCAAGGAAUCUUCUAAUGUGAAUUUACGGGUUAAGAGGGAUGACCCCAUUUGCAUACUCCUUCGACGAUGUGAUAUUGUUUUUGUAGCAGUGCAAGCAAUGGUAUUGGUUCAAACAGUGAUUAAAUUGAUUUAGGAACUAGGAAGUAAGUUUACCUUGAUUUUUUCAGUCCUUGAAUGAAAUGGUUACUACUCCGUAUAAUAUUUGCUUAUUACUUCUAGACUUCUAGUUUUAUUAUUGGUCUUAUUCUUGACCCUCACAAACACUUGUUAUGAAAUGUUUUUAAGAUACUAAUAUCAUUGUCUGUGUUCAUUAUCCUCGAUAUGAUGAUAACAGACAAAGUAAAUGCUCACUUU
This is a messenger RNA of Cuscuta europaea, 1607 nucleotides long. NCBI's taxonomy places the organism in Eukaryota, Viridiplantae, Streptophyta, Magnoliopsida, Solanales, Convolvulaceae. The record is from the annotation of a GenBank genome assembly.